Gilbertella persicaria is the source of this 2048-nucleotide messenger RNA. Its product is annotated as transmembrane amino acid transporter protein-domain-containing protein. Gene Ontology annotation, molecular function: amino acid transmembrane transporter activity. The transcript is spliced from 5 exons. The coding region runs from base 30 to 2042 and encodes 670 amino acids. Gene Ontology annotation, biological process: amino acid transmembrane transport. NCBI's taxonomy places the organism in Eukaryota, Fungi, Mucoromycota, Mucoromycetes, Mucorales, Choanephoraceae. The record is from RefSeq and is a predicted model, not a curated record.
UUUUUUUUUUCCUUUUUCUUUUUCAAAAUAUGUCUAGUCCACUUCCUGUGAACGCAAAGCGGAACCAGACAGGUGCCGCUUCUUCUGUUUAUGUAAAUGAAAAUCUCCUUUCAAGUUCUUUUGAUCGUGCUGAUACAACAGCAAGAUUAAGUUCAAGUCCUUUACCUUCUCAUAAUAACUAUGGUACUUCUCCUUCCAAGAGUAUUCAUUCUAAUAUGAACUAUGGAACUCAAGACCAUUUCCCUAGUAGCCGUCCUCUCUCUACUUUUGGUGAUAAUCUUUCUGUAGAUUUGCCUGAUGAUGAAGUCGCAAAGGCUGUUAGACGUCAUUUAGUGUCUGCUUCUCCUUCUAACUCUCAUGGCUUCCUUAGAACACCCUCUCCUCACCGUAGUCGUGCUAGUAGUCGUCUCAGUCAUCGCGAUACAGAUGAAGAAGAUGAGAUUGCUAAUGUCCAUCAAUUGGCUGGUGGUGCUAUUACACACGAUAUCUAUAAAUGGUCUGAAGAUCAGGAUCGCAAGGCACGUAUGAAGCGUUCCAAGUCCAUGUUGGUUCCACGCCCAGAGACCUCAGAUCCAGCCCUGCAAAAUCUCAAGGACCCAGGAGGAUUCCGACGUCACUUUGUGUUUGAUCGUGCUGCCAAAAAGGGAAGAAAACCUCCUGGAUGGAUUACGCAUUCUUUUGUCGACUUUUUGACUUUGUAUGGUCAUUUUGGUGGUGAAGAUUUAAGUGAUGAUGAGGGUGAGAGUAGUGAAGAUGAAGAGGAUUUAGCAGGUGGAUCUGAUGAAAGAACUGCCUUGUUGAGACAAGCAAGAGCCAAUGCUACUGAAGGAACAGCCACCCCGACUAAGGCAGUCUUUUUGUUACUCAAGUCUUUUAUUGGCACAGGUGUCAUGUUUUUACCAAAAGCAUUUCAUAAUGGUGGUUUGUUGUUUUCUACGUUAUUUUUAUCAUUUAUCGCCGCCGUUUCCCUUUACUGUUUCUUGUUGCUUGUUCAAACACGCAACAAGGUUCCUGCUUCCUUUGGUGAUAUUGGUGGUGUCUUGUUUGGUAACUCAAUGCGUAUGUUGGUACUUGUGGCCAUUACCACUUCCCAGAUUGGUUUUGUAUGCGCUUAUAUGGUGUUUGUCGCACAAAACUUACAAGCAUUGAUCGAAGCUGUAUCCAAUUGCAAAACCAAUGUACCUCUUCAUUACUUGAUUUUGGUCCAGAUCGCCAUCUUUGUACCACUUGCUAUGAUUCGUAAAAUACAGAAACUUUCUGUUUUUGCUUUAAUUGCCGAUGCUUUUAUUUUGAUUGGUCUAGUUUACUUGUACUACUAUGACUUUUUGACAUUGGCUUUGGAAGGUGUUGGUAAAGUAGAAUGGAUAGUGAACCCUGCUUCUUUUCCUAUGUUUAUUGGUACUGCUGUCUUUACUUUUGAAGGUGUUGGUCUUAUCAUUCCUAUUACCGAAUCUAUGAAGGAGCCUAAAAAGUUCCCUAAAGUCUUGUCUUGGACUAUGCUUUUUAUAACCUUAUUGUUCAUUUCUAUUGGCCUCUUGUCUUAUCUUGCCUUUGGUGACGAAGUCCAGACAGUGAUUUUGUUGAACUUGCCUGUCUCACCUGUUGUAAAUACCAUUCAAGGUCUUUAUGCUAUGGCCAUUUGUCUGUCCAUUCCCUUACAGUUGUUCCCUGCUAUUCGUAUUGUUGAAACAGGUCUUUUCUCUCGUUCUGGUAAGCAUAAUCCCAUUGUAAAAUGGCAAAAGAACAUGUUCCGUCUUGCUGCUGUUAUUUUGAGUGCUGCUGUUGCUAUUGCUGGCUCAAGUGAUUUGGACAAGUUUGUCUCUUUAAUUGGAUCUGUCUUUUGUAUUCCCCUCUGUUUCUUGUUCCCUCCUCUUUUCCACUAUAAGGCUGUGGCCAACCAUUGGAGACACAAGGCAGUCGACAUUGCCAUCAUUAUGUUUGGUUUAAUUACCAUGGCUUACACAACCUAUAUCACAAUUGGUCUCUGGACACAAGAAAGUGAGCCACCAGCUCCUAUUUCUCGCUGCACACCUCAUGUUUAAUUAACG